AUGUCUCUCCAGGAGUCAGUGAAGCUGACUGGAAGGACACGGCUGGUGGACUUCACUGCCACAAGACAUGGUGAUGGCCAUGAACGUGGAGGACUGUGUCAUAUGGGCAGGGGAGUAACAGAAGGGAGGGGCCCCGCAUUCCUUCCAGACCGCACCGCCUCGCCUUCACCUCACUCCCUGGCCCUCCUCUUCUCGCCUAGACUGCUCACAGCCGCUGAAUUGUCCUGUCUUGAACUCUUCAGCCUGCUGCCAGUGAUUACGAAUGGGAGGACCCACACUUGCGAACAGCUCUACCAGUGUUCUCGAUGUGGCAAAAGCUUUGGCAAGCACGUCACCCUGGUGAAUCACCAGAGGACUCACACUGGAGAGAAACCGUUUGAGUGUCCAGAUUGUGGCAAAAGUUUCAGUCAGAAUUCCAGCCUUGUGGUACACCAGAGGACUCACACAGGAGGGGAACCCUAUGAGUGUCCAGAUUGUGGGAAAAGUUUCAGUGAGAAGUCCAGCCUGGUGAUACACCAGAGGACUCACACAGGAGAGAAACCGUAUGAGUGUCCGCUUUGUGGGAAAAAAUUCAGUCGGAAUUCAUACCUAGUGAUACACCAGAGGACUCACACAGGAGAGAAACCGUAUGAGUGUCUGGAUUGUGGGAAAAGUUUCAGUCAGAAUUCCCACCUGGUUAUACACCAGAGGACUCACACAGGAGAGAAACCGUAUGCGUGUCCACUUUGUGGGAAAAAUUUCAGUCGGAAUUCAUACCUAGUGAUACACCAGAGGACUCACACAGGAGAGAAACCAUAUGAGUGUCCAGAUUGUGGAAAAAGUUUCAGUGAGAAGUCCAGCCUUGUGGUACACCAGAGGACUCACACAGGAGAGAAACCGUAUGAGUGUCUGGAUUGUGGGAAAAGUUUCAGUUGGAAUUCUGAACUGGUGAGUCACCAGAGGACUCAUACAGGACAGAAACCACAUGAGUGUCUGGAUUGUGGGAAGACUUUCCAUUGGAAGUCCAGCCUGGUGAUGCACCAGAGCACUCACACAGGAGAGAAACCGUAUGAGUGUCUGGAUUGUGGGAAAAGUUUCAUUCGGAAUUCCCACUUGGUGAGACACCAAAGGACUCACACAGGAGAGAAACCACAUGAGUGUCCGGAUUGUGGGAAAUGUUUCAUUCAGAAUUCCUACCUGGUGAUUCACCAGAAGACUCACACAGAAGAGAAACUGUAUCAGUGUCCAGAUUGUGGGAAGAGUUUCCGUUGGAAGUCCAGCCUGGUGAAGCACCAAAGCACUCACACAGGAGAGAAACCAUAUGAAUGUCCGGAUUGUGGGAAAAGUUUCCGUUGGAAACCCCAAGUGGUGAUGCACCAGAGCACCCACAUGGGAGAGGAACCACAUGAGUGUCCAGAUUGUGGGAAAGGUUUCAGUCAGAAUUCCGAACUGGUGAGUCACCAAAGGACUCACACAGGAGAGGAAGCGUAUGAGUGUCCAGAUUGUGGGAAAAGUUUCCAUUGGAAGUCCCAACUGGUGAUGCACCAGAGCACUCACACAGGAGAAAAACCGUAUGAGUGUCCGGAUUGUGGGAAAAGCUUCAGUCGGUAUUCCUUCCUGGUGACACACCAAAGGACUCACACAGGAGAGAAACCAUAUGAGUGUCCAGAUUGUGGGAAAAGUUUCAAUUGGAAUUACGAACUGGUGAUACACCAGAGGACUCACACAGGAGAGAAACCGUAUGGGUGUCCGGAUUGUGGGAAAACUUUUAGUCGGAAUUCCGAACUGGUGAUACACCGGAGGAUUCAUACGGGAGAGAAGCUGUAUGAGUGUCCAGAUUGUGGGAAAGAUUUCAGUGUUAGGUCUAGCCUUAUAAAUCAUGUAGGUUUACACAUAGGGAAACCAUUCAGAUGCCCAGACUGUGGAGAGUGCUUCAGAAAAAGUUCCUCCCUUAGCAGACACAAGGAGGUCCACCUGAGACAGAAGGUGAUGAGUGUAGAGAAGGCUUGAAUUUCACUUCUCAUCUCCCAUUGGAUAUCCAGCUGAAAAGGUAAGUAUUUAUUUAAGUUCUGGGCUGAUUCUUUUUGGUCAAACAUGUCUCAGUAUGAGAGAUGAGGGAGGAGAGAAAAAAAAUGGAAAAUGUUAGUUUGUAAAAGGCCAACUACACAUAUCUGGCUAUCAUCAGAAGGUCGCAGUAAGCUGCUGCAAGUUCUAAAAGAUACAUGAAAAAAAGAGAGGAGCACUCAGAUUUUAUGAGAGAAUAUAUUAGGGAAGUUUCUGACAGUAAGAAAUGCAGUGUAAAGUUUCAGACGGAAAGGCUCUUCUGCCUUGCAGUUGAACAUGAUGGAUAAGAGCUGCAGGAAUAUUGAGUUGGGGAGGAAAGGCUUCGUGGUUUUGAGCGUAGGAUCUCCAGGUUUAUGAGCAGCCCCUGCUGUGAUCCUGUUUGCCUGGAGGUGCCUCUUGUUAGCCUUGGACGGCUGUGGGCGAUAGCAGUGCCAAGAGGCUGAGCCUUUUGUUGCAUCCCCCUCGGUGGUGGAGGUGGGAGAAAAGAAAUGCACAGCGGAAGAUGUUUCAUGUCUAAGAAUGGAUUG
Candoia aspera is the source of this 2570-nucleotide messenger RNA. Its product is annotated as zinc finger protein 345-like. Gene Ontology annotation, biological process: regulation of transcription by RNA polymerase II. Gene Ontology annotation, molecular function: DNA-binding transcription factor activity, RNA polymerase II-specific; RNA polymerase II cis-regulatory region sequence-specific DNA binding. Lineage: Eukaryota; Metazoa; Chordata; Lepidosauria; Squamata; Candoiidae. The coding region runs from base 1 to 1989 and encodes 662 amino acids. The transcript has 3 exons. The record is from RefSeq and is a predicted model, not a curated record.